This is a messenger RNA of Rangifer tarandus platyrhynchus (Svalbard reindeer), 420 nucleotides long. The record is from the annotation of a GenBank genome assembly. Lineage: Eukaryota; Metazoa; Chordata; Mammalia; Artiodactyla; Cervidae.
AUGGCCGGGAGCUUCAACGUCCCCCACAGGACCUCGCUGCCCGAGGGCAUCCGAGUGGGCACCGUGUUGAGAAUUCGUGGUUUAGUCCCCGACAAGGCUGGCAGGUUCUAUGUGAACCUGCUGUGCAGUGAGGAACCGGGCAGUGAUGCUGCCCUGCAUUUCAACCCCCGCCUCGACGAGUCCACGGUGGUCUUCAACUCCCUGGAGCGCGGCACCUGGGGCGCAGAGGAGCGGGGCUCAGGCAUUCCCUUCCAGCGCGGGCAGCCCUUCGACGUGCUCCUCAUCGCCACUGAAGACGGCUUCAAGGCGGUGAUCGCAGACUCUGAAUACCACCACUUCCGGUACCGGAUUCCGCCUGGGCGCGUGCGCGCGUUGGAGGUGGGCGGGGACCUGCAGCUGGAGUUGGUGAAGAUCUUCUGA